This is a messenger RNA of Alnus glutinosa, 1573 nucleotides long. RefSeq names its product DNA repair protein XRCC2 homolog. The transcript has 11 exons. Gene Ontology annotation, cellular component: replication fork; Rad51B-Rad51C-Rad51D-XRCC2 complex. Gene Ontology annotation, biological process: double-strand break repair via homologous recombination. The record is from RefSeq and is a predicted model, not a curated record. Gene Ontology annotation, molecular function: ATP-dependent DNA damage sensor activity; ATP binding; DNA binding. Lineage: Eukaryota; Viridiplantae; Streptophyta; Magnoliopsida; Fagales; Betulaceae. Bases 131 to 1159 code for a protein of 342 amino acids.
GAAAAUUUCUGUUCCAUUAUUAUUAUACAAUUUAUAAUAACUAACUGUUUGGUUUUUUUUUUUAAUGUCGGAGUGGCUCAAGGGUCCUCCCGCCCAAAGCCAUGUCCGUAAAAGCAGUUUGAAGUGAAAAAUGGAGCAAGUGGUCGGCAGUCCCAAAGGGUGGAUCGAUGGCGACGAGAGCGCCAAAGAGAUGCUCGCUAGAGUUUUAACAGCGCGCCCCUUCUUGCUUCUUCCGCCGCUUCAUAGGGUUCCUCUACGCGUUGGUAACGUGGUUGAGCUUGUCGGCCCCUCUCCUUCUUCCAAAACCCACGUCCUGAUUCAGGCUGCAGUGAGUUGUGUUCUUCCUAAAGAGUGGAAUGGGGUUCACUAUGGAGGCUUGGACCACUUGGUAGUGUUCCUGGACUUGGAUUGUCGAUUUGAUAUUUUGCGCCUCUCAGAAAUGCUAAAGCAUCGACUAAUUGGGGAAUCUAUUGGAUCAAUGAAAAGAGAUUUGGAGAAGAUGGAUUUUGAUUUAUGGAACAAUGAUAGAAAAAGGAGACCAGCUUAUGAUGAGGAAUUAUAUGUUUUGUGUAUGAGACGGUUCUUGUAUGUCCGUUGUUAUGAUAGUUUUGAAUUUCUGGCGACUCUCAAGACAUUGCACUAUCGGAUUCAGAAGGAAGAAGAAGCACACGGUACUGGUGUUCAUAUGCUCAUGAUUGACAGCAUUGGAGCUUUUCAUUGGAUAGAUCGUGCCUCAACAUUCAUGCCCGUGGGGGGUAAUAACAGGAAAAGCCAUUCUCUGCAGACUGUGUCAGAAACUGUAGUUCAGGAGAUUAGAAAGCUUCUAGUGCUGCAUCCCAUGCUUGUCAUAGCUACAAAAGCAACCAUUUUGGGGGAUAUAUAUUCCAUGAAUGAUGCCAAAUGGAAAUUAAGAAAACCGGAUACCUCAAAUUGUAGAAGCAGAAGCAUUACUUCUCAGCAACUUCCAUACCGUGAGUAUAUGCCUUCUAUCUGGCAGACUUUUGUUACACACAGGAUACUUUUGAGAGCAUCAGAUGAUCAUCUCCAUGUAAGCAAUGAUCAAAAUCACUCGCUUUACUUUUCAGAAUGGCUGCUGCCAUCACUGAGUUUCAUAGACAAAUUUAUAGUGAAAGAGGCUGGCAUCUUCAUUGUUUCAUGAAGUGCAUGGAGACUUGUGGUGCAGUCUUGCUUCUUAUUUCUUGAUCUCUCCCAUGAUGCCAGGUCUCCUGCAAGUCAGAUUACUUAUAGCGCACAGAGGAUUAAUUUCCGUGUGUCUUGGAAGCCAGAGCAGCUCACUCUCUGGCACUUGAGCUGGAUUUUUCUCUUUAAAAAUGAAGGUUAAUUACAGGUUUAUGGUGACCUUGCAGCAGUCUAUAAAGGUAAGGCAGCAUCCCCGCUUUAGAAGUACUGGCGUUUUAGGUUGGUGAUAGGGUUGUGUUGGUACUUGCUGUAUAGUGAUUCAUAAAGUUUAUUCUACUGCUUGAUCCCUAGAAUGUAUAUUUCUUUGAAAAUAUGGAUAAGAUUUUUGUUAUUUACUCGAGCUAGUUAUAGCAGUUGAAAUUCUGGCCUUGAA